This is a messenger RNA of Durotheca rogersii, 720 nucleotides long. Its product is annotated as MED7-domain-containing protein. Bases 1 to 720 code for a protein of 239 amino acids. NCBI's taxonomy places the organism in Eukaryota, Fungi, Ascomycota, Sordariomycetes, Xylariales, Xylariaceae. The transcript has 2 exons. Gene Ontology annotation, cellular component: mediator complex; core mediator complex. The record is from RefSeq and is a predicted model, not a curated record. Gene Ontology annotation, biological process: regulation of transcription by RNA polymerase II. Gene Ontology annotation, molecular function: transcription coregulator activity.
AUGGAGGAAGAAUUGGUCCAGCAGUCUUCCUCGACCUGGCCCCCGCCACCACCUUUCUGGCAAGCUUUCACUCCCGAGAAUAUUGCGCGUAUAGAGAAAUCGAGGCAGCAACAGGCAGAGAGGGAGGGUGUCGAGGAUGCCUCUAACGUCCGCCUCCACGAUCUUCCCCGCGAGCUGCGCGCCCUACAGCCUCCACUAGAACCGGCCGAUGGAGAAUGGAGAGUCUUCGGCGACAAGUAUAGGCUUGUGGACGAGCUUCCGAAGCUCGAGGACAUGCAGAUUCGGCGCUUAUUUCCCAACCCGGAGGACAGGGACCGUGACGGGAAACAUUUUGAUCGCGCCCUCAUACUCAAACGACUAGCCAAGUCCCUGCUUCUGAAUUUCCUCGAGCUCAUGGGCCUCUUCGCUAUCAAUCCCGAGGCGGCCCAGGACAAGAUCACAGAUAUUCGCGACAUGUUUAUCAACUUCCACCAUCUCAUCAACGAAUACCGACCCCACCAGGCACGCGAGUCCCUCAUCUCCAUGAUGCAGGCGCAGCUCGACCGCACGCGGGCAGAGACAAACGCCAUACGCGACGCCAAAGACAAGACCGAGCGGAUAAUGGAAGGACUCGGCAGCCUCAAGUUCGGCGACGAGCUGGUAGGCGACUCAACCCCCCAGAAGGACCCCUGGGCCACCCAGCGAGAGGUGUGGGCAUCCGCCCUCGCAGACAUCUCCUAG